Messenger RNA from Photinus pyralis (common eastern firefly), 2306 nucleotides. It is a transcript of the gene ABCB7, whose product is annotated as ATP-binding cassette sub-family B member 7, mitochondrial. Gene Ontology annotation, molecular function: ATP binding; ATP hydrolysis activity; ABC-type transporter activity. NCBI's taxonomy places the organism in Eukaryota, Metazoa, Arthropoda, Insecta, Coleoptera, Lampyridae. The transcript is spliced from 10 exons. Gene Ontology annotation, biological process: transmembrane transport; intracellular iron ion homeostasis. The record is from RefSeq and is a predicted model, not a curated record. The coding region runs from base 75 to 2192 and encodes 705 amino acids. Gene Ontology annotation, cellular component: mitochondrial inner membrane.
CCCUAUACAUAAGUUUACUUGAACUACAUAUACAUAACCUUAGAAUUUCAGUUAUCUACUCGUUAAAAUUUGCCAUGAGUGCCGUUUUAAAUGUACAUAAAAUUACCUUAAGUUUAAUAAAUGUUAACUUAAAAAGAGUGUACAGCAGUCGAGGAAGUACCUAUUUAUUUAAACAUCCCUGUAAAAUCGGCCCAAAGUAUGAUAUAUACAGGGCCUGUUCAACAACUGAUGCAAACAAGAAAACCUCACGACCCAAACCUGCCGGAAUUCUAGCGAAAGCACUAAAUAGAAUAAAACUUCAGUCUCUAGCUCCAAAGAACCAACCAGCUCGAGGAUGUUUUCAUCCGGGCUCCGGAAGUUUAGCCAGAGAUCAGGUAACGUUGGCCAAAGAAGUAACCGGCCGAGAGAUGGUUUACGCGAUGUCGAAGUACAUCUGGCCGGCAGACGAUGCAAAAAUUCGUAAACGAGUCGUUCUCGCCGUCGAACUACUAAUUAGUGCAAAACUGAUGAAUAUUGCGGUACCUUUUGUGUUCAAAUACGCCGUCGAUGCCUUAAAUUCAGAGGGGAUAUUGAAUAUGAAUACUCCCGCCGACACGAUUUUAACAGUUUCUACAAGUUUGCUGUUGGGGUAUGGUAUUGCGCGUAUGUGCGCAGCCGGUUUUAAUGAGCUACGCAAUGCGGUUUUUGCGAGCGUGGCUCAGCAGUCGAUUCGUAAAAUAGCCAAAAAUGUGUUCGUUCAUUUACAUAAUCUCGACCUCGCAUUCCAUCUUAGUCGGCAGACAGGUGCUCUUUCAAAAACGAUAGACAGGGGCUCACGAGGAAUCAACUUCGUUCUUACUGCUAUGGUUUUUAAUGUUGUACCUACACUGUUUGAGUUGACACUAGUUUCGACCAUCUUAGGUAUAAAGUGUGGUGCGCCAUUUGCAGCAAUCUCUUUGGGUUGUGUAAGUCUUUAUGCGGUAUACACGUUGCUUAUAACUCAAUGGCGUACGAAAUUUCGUGUGUAUAUGAACCAAGCCGAAAACGAAGCUGGAAAUAAGGCCGUCGACUCUCUAAUAAAUUAUGAAACUGUAAAGUAUUUUAAUAAUGAGAAAUUUGAGGCGGAUAGAUAUGACAAUGUGUUAAAAAAAUUCGAAGGAGCUAGUUUAAAAACCAGUUCGAGUUUGGCACUUUUGAACUUCGGUCAAAAUGCCAUAUUCAGUGUGGCUUUGAGCGCAAUUAUGGUUUUAGCGGCGCAGGAAAUUGUGAAAGGUAACUUGACCGUGGGUGACUUGGUUAUGGUGAAUGGUUUGCUGUUCCAGCUUUCGAUUCCACUGGGAUUUUUAGGCAGCGUAUAUCGUGAAGUGCGUCAGGCAUUAAUUGACAUGCAAACGAUGUUCACUUUAAUGACCAUGGAUACAGAUAUCAAGAAUAAAGAAUUGGCUCCACCACUAAAUGUGACUUCGAAAACUGCUUCGAUAAGAUUCGAGAAUGUUUCAUUCGAUUACGGUCCAGGCAAAAAAAUAUUUAACGAUCUUAAUCUGGUGGUUCCUGCUGGAAAAAAAAUUGCGAUCGUCGGCGGUUCCGGUUCAGGAAAAUCUACGUUGGUGAGACUUUUGUAUAGGUUCUACGAUCCGAAGGAAGGCGACAUUUUUAUUGGUGAUCAAAAUAUUAAAGAUGUUGACGUAGAAAGUUUGAGAAGGUGCAUAUCUGUGGUCCCGCAGGAUUCAGUUUUGUUCCAUGACAGUAUCAAGCAUAAUCUUCACUACGGUAACUUACUGGCCAGUGAAGAAGAGUUGGUUAAUGCUUCUAAAAUGGCGGAGCUCCACGAUAAUAUUGUUGCGUGGCCAAAAGGUUACCAGACGCAAGUAGGUGAGCGUGGAUUGAAAUUGUCUGGUGGAGAAAAACAAAGAGUGGCGAUUGCUAGGGCCAUCUUAAAAAAUUCGCCGAUUUUAAUUUUCGAUGAAGCCACCAGCUCACUAGACUCAAUUACUGAAUUUAACAUUCUGCAGGCAUUAAAACGUGCAACCGAAGGGCGAACAAGUAUUUGUAUAGCCCAUCGUCUUAGUACAGUUAUGGAUGCGGACGAAAUCAUAGUGCUCGAAAAUGGGAAGGUUUCGGAACGGGGUACACAUUCAAGUCUACUGGAAAAUCCAAAGAGCCUAUACUUGAAAUUGUGGCAUGCACAGAUAAAUAAAUAUCAAUCAUUUUAAAUUCAAACUGGCAGGUGUAUAUAUAAUGAAACGUAUCUCUAUGUAUAAACUGUAAUUUUAAUUGUAAAUAAUCAUUAUUAUGUUAUUAAUGAAUAAAAAAAUUUGAUGACACAA